Molecule: messenger RNA, 1683 nt
Organism: Harpia harpyja (harpy eagle)
Lineage: Eukaryota; Metazoa; Chordata; Aves; Accipitriformes; Accipitridae
Gene: ACOT7
Product: acyl-CoA thioesterase 7
Exons: 10
Coding region: 77-1120 (347 amino acids)
Biological process (GO): acyl-CoA metabolic process; palmitic acid biosynthetic process
Cellular component (GO): extracellular exosome; nucleoplasm; cytosol
Molecular function (GO): long-chain fatty acyl-CoA binding
Source: RefSeq, a predicted model, not a curated record
UCCCCCGGAGGGGGCGUGGCGUGGCGAGGCGUGGUGGUGCCGCAGCGCCGUUGACGGGCGGGGCGCCGGUGCCGCCAUGUCGGAGCGGGGGGCCGCGGGCCCGGGGCCGGCCGCCAUCCAGGUGUCCAGGAUCAUGCGCCCGGAUGAUGCCAAUGUCGCAGGGAAUGUCCACGGGGGAACCAUCCUGAAGAUGAUCGAGGAGGCGGGAGCCAUCAUCAGCACCCGCCACUGCAACUCCCAAGCUGGGGAGCCUUGUGUGGCCGCGCUGGCGCGGGUGGAGCGGACGGACUUCCUCUCCCCGGUGUGCAUCGGCGAGGUGGCCAACGUCAGCGCCGAGAUAACCUACACCUCCCGGCACUCUGUGGAGGUCCAGGUCAACGUCAUGUCCGAAAACAUCUUAACAGGGGCGAAGAAGGUGACGAACAAGGCGACGCUGUGGUAUGUGCCGCUGUCCCUGAAGAAUGUGAACAAGGUCCUUGAGGUUCCCCCCAUCCAGUAUGCCAGAAAGGAGCAGGAGGACGAGGGGAAGAAGCGCUAUGAGGAGCAAAAGCUGGAUAGGCUGGAAACUAAGCAGAGAAACGGCGAUGUGAUCUUCCCCGUCAUCAACCCAGAUAGGCAGACAAAAGAGCCGCACACCGUCAGCUACAGCCAGUCCAGCCUGAUCCACCUGGUGGGACCGUCGGACUGCACGCUGCUGGGCUUCGUGCACGGAGGUGUCACCAUGAAGCUCAUGGACGAGGUCGCCGGGAUUGUGGCUGCCCGCCACUGCAAGACCAACAUCGUCACCGCCUCGGUGGACGCCAUCAACUUCCACGAGAAGAUCAAAAAAGGCAGCGUCAUCACCAUUUCGGGGCGCAUGACCUUCACGAGCAAUAAAUCCAUGGAAAUCGAAGUCUUUGUGGAUGCCGACCCGUUUGUGGAUGAGCCUCGGGAGCGGUACCGUGCCGUCAGCGCCUUCUUCACCUACGUCUCCCUGAGCAAGGAGGGGAAGCCCCUGCCCGUCCCGCAGCUGCUGACGGAGACGGAGGAUGAGAAGCGGCGCUUCGAGGAAGGGAAGGGCAGGUACCUCCAGACAAAAGCCAAGCGGCAGGCGCAGAUGCAGCAGGCUGCCCAGCAGUGAUCCCGUCCCGCGCCACGCCGCCCCGCGCUCUCGCAGCCUUCGCCCGCCGAACGUCCGGGUUCCCGUUAGUGUCGUGUCUGGUCCGUGCCGGGCCUCGCACCUUCGCCCGCCCCAGCCUGCUGCCGGAGCUGCCGUGGCAGUGCGGUUGCUUCACUGCUGACCGGUUUAGCGCCCGUAGACCUUGUGCUUUAGGUGGCCUAAGCGCCCCCGAAAGCUGCCGGGAGCCUUCCCGGUCGCUCGCCAUUCGCCUCUGGAGCCCUGUUUUCACCAUUGAAUCCUGUAAGUGGAACGCCCGUGCCGGAGUGGGGCAGAGGCGCGUGGCGGCACGAGGGAUGCGCGAGGCCGCGAGUCUUUGUGAUGCUGUGUUAAACUUGCCAGUUAUGUCCUAAAACUGCACACCAAAGCUUACGUGCGAUACUCGCGACGGGAAACGUGCCCCAGUAUCGUACUGAAUGUCUCGGACCAUUUUGUUGACAUCUCUAGGUAGUUUCUCUGUGCACAUCUAAGUUAUUUAAGGAAUCCUGUGGCAUAAAUAAAGUCUGUUGUCGUUGACUGAAAUAAAA